Messenger RNA from Talaromyces proteolyticus, 2548 nucleotides. RefSeq names its product putative origin recognition complex subunit Orc1. Gene Ontology annotation, cellular component: nuclear origin of replication recognition complex. Gene Ontology annotation, biological process: mitotic DNA replication checkpoint signaling; DNA replication initiation. The transcript has 3 exons. NCBI's taxonomy places the organism in Eukaryota, Fungi, Ascomycota, Eurotiomycetes, Eurotiales, Trichocomaceae. Gene Ontology annotation, molecular function: chromatin binding; DNA replication origin binding; ATP hydrolysis activity. The record is from RefSeq and is a predicted model, not a curated record. The coding region runs from base 66 to 2447 and encodes 793 amino acids.
CUCAGCUUCGGCCUAAGGCAAUUAGCAACAUUGAAGGACAGGAACACUCCGAUGACAGCGACAACAUGAGUUCUUCAAGCCCGGAGCCAAAACCCCGCACUGCACGAGACAACAGAGAGAAAGCCAAGCAAUGGCUCACCGUAGGGGGCCUAGUACGAGACGACUCCGACGAUGAGCUGGGAUAUGAUGAUCACCCUUGGGAGUGGAUAUACGAGCCAGAAACAAAUGGAAUCGAGAAUGCCAAUAGCAACCAGGCGAACGACAAUGAAUCAGAGUCUCAAACACCCCGGAGACGCUCAAUACGUCCAAAAACCCGAAAGAGGAAUAUCAUAGCCGCCCGCAUGGGGUCUUUCGAGUGCAGGCUAGGACAUGUGGUCUUACUAAAAUCACCCGAGGCUGGUAAGGAUUGGGUUGGGAUAAUAACGGAGUUUCUGGAAGAGGAAGAUGAGGAUGAUGACGAAGAGCCGGUCAAGUCGGUCAACGUCAUGUGGUUCGCCUCGCCGGAGGAAUUUCUGUCAACCAAAAACAAGAAGCGGGCCGAUGCUUUACCUAAUGAACAAUACUUGACAGUGGAUUUCAAUGUCAAUCCACUAACCUCAAUAAAUGGUAGGGGAAAUGUCAUGUCCAAAGAUGCUUUCUUUGCGAAAUAUCCAAAUGGGGAUCCCCCCAAGGGCAAAGCAGCAAUUGCCGAAUACCAGAAAUGCAUUGUUUGUCGGAGGGGAGUCAAUCAGCUCCAAGGGAAGUAUACCGAAGAAUUUGUUUGGGAGGAUGUGUAUAAAGGAGAUGAAGAAAGCGUCUUUCGACUCCUUGAAAUGCUCAAAAUGGGUCUUAAGGCUGCUAAGAAGCGUAAAACUGUAGAUGGGGAUUACGUGGACACGAAAGAUGAUCUCAACGCACCUACUACACCGAGGAAGAGGCAGCGAAUGACAACGCUCAACGUUACUCCCCAAUCUCGACGAAAAGUUCUCACGACUCCUACUAGUAAACGUAUUGUGGUGAAGAAACCACUCGAGUUUACUCCAUUGGGGACUCGUGUACUCGACCCGACACAUUUUACCUCGUCUCCAUAUCGCCAGGCACGAGCUUUGCUGCAUGUCUCCAGCGUGCCCACCUCACUACCAUGCCGCAAUGCAGAGUUUGAAACCGUAUAUUCUCAUCUAAGCGCCGCGAUCAGCGAAGGCACUGGUGCUUGUAUCUAUAUUUCAGGAACUCCUGGCACAGGAAAAACUGCAACUGUCAGGGAAGUUGUUGCGCAAUUAAAUAAUUCAGUGCUUGCUGAAGAAAUGGAUGACUUUAUCUUUGUCGAGAUCAACGGUAUGAAAGUAACCGAUCCGCAUCAGUCAUAUUCUUUGCUUUGGGAAGCAUUGAAAGGCGACCGUGUCUCUCCAUCCCACGCACUCGACUUGCUAGAAAGAGAAUUCAGUCAUCCUUCUCCCCGACGAGUUCCAUGCGUUGUCUUGAUGGACGAACUUGAUCAACUGGUCACGAAAAAUCAAUCCGUUAUGUACAAUUUCUUCAACUGGCCUGCGCUUCGUCACUCGCGUCUCAUUGUCCUCGCAGUGGCGAACACUAUGGAUCUCCCUGAAAGAACCCUAAGCAACAAAAUCUCAAGUCGCCUAGGCCUAACCCGUAUCACAUUUCCCGGUUACAAACACACAGACCUGAUGGAGAUUAUUUCCUCUCGUCUCGCGAACGUCCCCGGAAACAUCGUCGAUCCGGAUGCUAUCCAGUUCGCCAGUCGAAAGGUUGCAGCUGUCAGUGGAGAUGCUCGACGCGCGCUCGACAUCUGCCGCCGAGCUGUUGAAAUCGCUGAGCAAGAAAGUGAAUCUGCCACAAAAACAAGCGACGCCAACGGCGAGGUGGAAGAAGACGAUGCACUUCCUCCAACACCCAGUAAGAGUAACACACGCAAAGAACGCAACCAAAAGAAGAACGGCAAACCCUCCGUGACAAUUGCGAGUCCGCAGAAGAAGCCGAUUGCCUCGACCCCGCGGGUCACGAUUGCUACUAUCAAACAAGCUAUCCAAGAAGCUACGUCGACACCGCUGCAACAAGCUCUCCGCUGUCUUCCAUUGUCUGGAAAGCUAUUUCUUGCAGCAUUGCUGGCCCGUGUUCGUCGAACAGGUAUAUCCGAGACCACAUUGGGAGAUAUCCUCGACGAGGCACGGCGGAUCGCUGAUGCCUCUGUGGCAGUUGCAGGUGUUGCAGGCUCGAGUAUCAAGGACUUUCUCCUAGGUAGCAACCCUGGUGCAAGAGUUCGUGCGAUGAGCUACGCGGCUAUGGAGCUUAUGAACUCCGGUGUCGUCGCCCUCGAAAUAGGAGUCAGUACGAAAGCUAGGGGAGAUAGAAGCAGCAAAGUCAGAUUACGAAUAGCUGCCGAGGAGGUGAAGUCAGCUUUCAGAGAUGACUAUGAAGCAAAGGGGCUAGGUCUCGGGUUUGAUCAGUGAAUGAUAUAAAUAUAAGCACCAUGGAGUUUUAGUGAGAUGCAGGAUACCCCCUGAUUUAAUACAUGUAUAUAUACUUUUGAUUACUUUAUGUGAGCGAUUCA